Molecule: messenger RNA, 3492 nt
Organism: Cyprinus carpio (common carp)
Lineage: Eukaryota; Metazoa; Chordata; Actinopteri; Cypriniformes; Cyprinidae
Gene: sox11a
Product: SRY-box transcription factor 11a
Biological process (GO): positive regulation of transcription by RNA polymerase II; negative regulation of transcription by RNA polymerase II; neuron differentiation
Molecular function (GO): DNA-binding transcription activator activity, RNA polymerase II-specific; RNA polymerase II cis-regulatory region sequence-specific DNA binding
Source: RefSeq, a predicted model, not a curated record
GGAGAGGAUGUGAUUGGAGCGCUACCCAUGAUGUCAUGUACAUGAAAAAGCUAAGAAGUAGUUAAGAAGGCGACUUGUAACUCUGGAAAGAGUGGGUGAACCUCUGAGGCGCAGAGAGCAGACGCACGCGGGUGAUAUUUUGGACUGACAACACAGCAACGGCACCAUGGUGCAGCAAACGGACAACAGCGAAACGGACAGCAUGUCCAGAGAAGCCACCGACUCCGACGAAAGUGAAUUCAUGGUUUCGAUAAACCCAGAUUGGUGCAAGACAGCGACCGGACACAUAAAGCGACCGAUGAACGCGUUUAUGGUGUGGUCUAAAAUCGAGCGGAGAAAGAUCAUGGAACAGUCUCCAGACAUGCACAAUGCCGAGAUCUCCAAACGUUUGGGGAAGCGCUGGAAAAUGCUGAAGGACAGCGAAAAGAUACCUUUUAUCAGGGAAGCCGAAAGACUCCGGCUGAAACACAUGGCUGAUUAUCCUGACUACAAAUACAGACCCAAGAAGAAACCAAAGCUGGACAGUUCCUCCAAACCGUCAGCCCCAUCUCCAGAGAAGUCCUGCAACAAAAUGACCAAGAACUCCAAGAAAUGUCCCAAACUGAAAACGAACAAGACGGGAAGUAAAUCUUCUCACGGCUACGGAGAUGAGUACGCGUUUAAGAGCAUGAAAGUUUCAAAGACUGUCAUUAAAAGUGAAUUCACGGAUGAAGACGACGACGACGACUCCGAGGAGGACUCUCGAGUCCGAGUGAAGGAGGAGGAAGAGGAUGCGAUCCGAGCCUACAAUGUAGCAAAGGUUCCCGCCAGCCCAACUUUGAGCUCGUCUACAGAGUCCGAUGGCGCUAGCAUGUACGAUGAGGUCCGGAACAACAGACUGUUCUACAAUUUCAAAAACAUCACCAAGCAGAGCACAAUGUAUCCCGCAUCCGUCUCACCAGCAUCCUCUAGGUCAGUUUCCACUUCUUCCAGCACGAGCGAAGACGCGGACGACUUGCUUUUUGACUUCAGUUUGAACUUCGCCUCCUCCGCGCAAAGCUCGGAGCUGGGCAACCAAAAUCCAGGGAAUCUCUCCCUUUCUCUGGUGGAUAAGGAGUUGGAGUCUUUUAGCGAGGGCAGCCUGGCUCCCACUUUGAAUUUCCAGACUAUUGCACGCCUGAGCUCAGCGAAAUGAUAGCUGGGGACUGGCUCGAAGCGAACUUUUCUGACUUGGUUUUUACAUACUAAAUAAGACAAGUAAUAACUUACGGGAGAGGUAUAAUGCUCGGUUCUGUACGUAUUUCUUUCCACUGUCUUCUUCUGGUGGUCCACCUAUAGGGGCUUUGGGAAGGAGGCAAGUAUGGCAAGCAAUUUUAACAUUUAUUUUUUCAAACUACAUAGAAGGCUAUCUAUGCUUAUGUUAAUAAUAUUUUUGUUGUUGUUGUUUGUUUGUUUGUUUGUUUGUUUGUUUUUAAGUAAUCCAAAAGUGGCUAUACUAUUUACUUCAUAGUACUUAUUCCUGUGCUACUAGUCACUAUCCCAGUACUAACAUUUCUUACUUCACUUCUUAUACAAGUUUACUUUUCAUGUAAAGACUUGUAAGAAAAGCUUUUUAAUAGUUCAAUUCAGAAUACUACUAGAAACAACUGGAACAAAGACUCGUUUCUAACAAUUAGGUACUAGUGUCUUUUCAGUUAAUAUGGAAUAAUAACCUUGAAUCAUAAUAAUAUAUAGUCAAUAAUAUAUCAUAUAUAUGACUAAUGAAUACAGCAACAAUUGGAAUACAUGUCAAAAUAGUAGCAAAGGAAUAAGUUAGUAGCAGUGAAAUUGAAUAAGUAUCACUAUUGGAUUAUUUGCAAGUAAUUAAAAAAAAGUAAUAGUAACAAAAUAUAGACACUAGUUAGAUUGAAGGAAUAAAUGUUAAAAUGGUUUGCCGUAGAAGGGGAGAGGUAUGGGGAAUUAGAUGCUCAUGAAGCUGGUACUGUAGCAAAAAAGAAAAAAAGUCUGCAGACCUUUUUUUUCUGGCAGCAUGACAGGGUUUUAUGGAUUUUUCUAUAGGUCUACAAUUACUGUUCAACUAAAUCAGACCACAAAGGAAAAAUCUGAGAACUUCUAUGCAUCUUAUACCCUCUUUGUAACUGCAGGGAGCUGAAAAUGUAAAGACUGUGGACUGACUUAAAGCAAAUCUGUGAACUAUUAUUGUUCAGGACGUUUCUUUCAAAUGUUGUUUAGUCAUUUCUAAAUGCCAGAACUUUUUUUUUUUUCUUUCUUUUCUUUUUCUUUUUGUUUUUGGGACUGAUUCAGUUUACCUACUGUUUUGAAACCUAAGCAGCCUAAACCUCCUUAGAGUUGCAGGUGUUAGAGGAAGCAUUUUGAUACAUAACAGACCUCAUCUUUUUAAAAGAAAGCAAACUAUUUUCAGGCAUAUUUUUGUACAGUUAAAAAGGGAAUGUUCUUACUGGGCACUCAGUGAGUUUCAGGCACUUCUUCCCUUUAUCAUUUUUUUAAGCAUGCAAGGGAGUCCUGGUUUAAGGAUUAAGUUUAAAUUAAAACUUGCAUCAAAAAUGCCUUGUGGUUUUAAGCUAGGUUUUGUACAGCUGUAGAUCAAAUUUGUUGAGUAUUUGUAGAACAUAUGGCAUUGGGGAGGGGGGAGAUGCAAACCACAGUGCUGGUUUUAGUUUCAAGAUUGUAUAUGUACUGUAAAAUAGUAAAGUUAGGAGUUUAUGUAUGUCAUACUCGUGAUAUGUGGAUGGGUCCCAAAUCGCAGGUGUGAGACUGGAUUUUUUUUCUUUCUUUUUUCUAAUGGCACAUACUGUUUCCCCUUCAUUUUUUGUGCAAUAUAUUUACUUGUAAAUGCAGACCAUCUACAUUUUUUUUUUUUUUUUUUUUUGCAUUUUUGUAGCAAAAUGAUGGACAGGCAGACUUUUGCUCUGUCAACAUCAUUACUUGUCAUGAUGCUGAAGUCAUUGAUGAAUAAAGAAAUCAGCUGGAACUGAUCGUAACUGAAUAUGGUCACAUAGUGUGCUUUUCUGUGGAGAAAACCCCCACCAUUUCUCUUUAAACUGACCCACAAAAAUUGGACAAUUGAUGUCCUGCAACCAAUUUGAAAAUGACUCAUUUUUGAAAAUGUGCCAUAAUGGGCAAAUAAUGGAUGUUGGUUGGUCUGGAUAGGGAAAAACCAAGAAAGCAAAAAAAAAAAAUAUAUAUAAAGGUACAUUCCAUAUCCUCAUUUCAUACGAUGAAACAUUUUAUUUUCAACUCAAGACUGCCGUCUUUUCUAUUAAAAAUGACAACAACAACCAUAAACCUGUAUUUUUUGUUUCUUGCACUUAAACAUAUUUUGUUUAUUUUUAUGUGGGUCUUACAUGAAGUCUGUUUUGAUACAAGGUUUGGAAUACGAUGGACUCUUUGCCAGGGAAAAAUGGUGAAGUACAAGGCAGUCUAGCCUCACAUUCCAAAUGUGAACCUCUCUUUGACUCCUCUUUUAAUAAACAAAUACUUACCACAAUAAAA